ACCAUGGACAGUGGCAGAGAGAAAAGAUGGUCUCUGGAUGGAGCCACAGCCUUGGUAACCGGAGGAGCAAGAGGAAUUGGGUAUUCUUUGUGUGCCAUUGUUGAAGAGCUAACCAGAUUUGGUGCAACUGUGCAUGUAUGUGAUGUAAAUGAGGCCGAAUUGAACCAACGUUUACAAACAUGGCAAGAAUUGCAUCUCCCAAUCACAGGAUCAAUAUGUGAUGUUUCUUCCCAUGCACAAAGGGAAAACCUGAUGGAGAGAAUUUCCAACAUUUUUGAUGGAAAACUUAAUAUUCUUGUGAAUAAUGCAGGAACAGGAUUUCUGAAACCUACCAUUGAUUGCACUGCUGAAGAGUUGUCAUUCAUUAUGAGCACUAAUUUUGAAUCGGCAUUCCAUCUCUGCCAACUUGCCCAUCCUCUCUUAAAGACUUCUGGCUCCGGUAGCAUCAUCUUCAUCUCCUCCAUUGCUGGCCUUGCAGGAGGUCUACCUAUCUCUCUUUAUGCAGCGAGUAAAGGAGCAUUAAAUCAAUUGACAAGAAAUCUUGCUUGUGAGUGGGCGAAGGAUAACAUUCGAUCAAACAGUGUUGCACCUGGGACAAUUAAAACUACAACUGGGCCUGGACCAAGAUAUAUUGAAAAUAAAGAGAAUAAAGAGCGAGAACUCUCUCGCAUUCCUCUUGCACGUGUUGGUGAACAAGAAGAGGUAGCAUCGCUUGUGGCUUAUCUUUGCCUUCCGGCAGCUUCAUAUAUUACUGGACAAAUUAUUUGUGUGGAUGGAGGUCGCUCAAUCAAUGUCUUAUAAUUUAUAAUAAUCGCAUGUAUUUUAAUAAUAUCAAGUUUGAGUCUUUA
This is a messenger RNA of Dioscorea cayenensis subsp. rotundata (Guinea yam), 848 nucleotides long. Its product is annotated as noroxomaritidine/norcraugsodine reductase-like. The coding region runs from base 4 to 801 and encodes 265 amino acids. Lineage: Eukaryota; Viridiplantae; Streptophyta; Magnoliopsida; Dioscoreales; Dioscoreaceae. Gene Ontology annotation, molecular function: oxidoreductase activity. The transcript has 5 exons. The record is from RefSeq and is a predicted model, not a curated record.